Molecule: messenger RNA, 2604 nt
Organism: Peniophora sp. CBMAI 1063
Lineage: Eukaryota; Fungi; Basidiomycota; Agaricomycetes; Russulales; Peniophoraceae
Source: the annotation of a GenBank genome assembly
AUGAGGGAGACCAACUUCUGCUUCCCGCCGCAGAACAGGGCGGCGGUAUGCAUUUCCUCUCAGCUAUACGACAGGAGAGCGCUGGAUACGAACAGCGCGCUCCCCCUGCACAACUCGCUCACCCAUCUGGGCUACCUGACCUCGACCUCGCCCCGAAUACGGGAGAUCAUGACCAUGGACGGCGGCCUGGAGCGCCUGAUCCGGAUCCUGCACGACUUCUGCCUCUCGCCCCCGCCGCCCGAGAACCCGAACGUCUUCCACGGCCUCCUCCCGCCCAACUACCGCCCGCCCAAACCGGCCCCCGCACUCAACCCGCGCGUGUACGACCGCGCCGCCGCGGCCCGCUUCAGCCUCGCCUUCCAGUGCGUCGUCAAUAUCGGCGUGCGCGGCUCGGAGCCGAUUCGUUCCCGCGUCGUCCAGGCAGGCGCGCUGGACGUCGUCGGGUGCAUACUCGAGGCGUGGCUGUUGAGCAAGGGCUACUCGCUUGGGCCCAGCUCUUCGGCGACGGGUCUCCCGCGCGAGUCGCGUGAGCAGCGGCAGGCCAGGCGGCAGGCUCAGGCCGAACAGCGCUCGCGCGAGCAGCGCGAACAGGCCGCUUUGUUGUCCCGCGCGCUGGAGCAGCAGCAGUACCAGCAGCAGAUGGCUCAGGACGCCGCGCGCGCGGAGCUCGGUCGCAUCAGGCGCACUCGCGCAAUCCAGCCGAUGGACUUGACGAGCGAGCAUACGAUCGUUCCACAGUCUCCGUCGCCCGCCAACGACGCCUCGGACCAGGAUACGUCCGCGGACCCGUCCGCCACGCAUACCCCCGCUGGGUCCAACACGCCCACGGGCACAGUCGAGGUCCCCGGCCGCGACCGCUCCGGAACCGUCAUCGCGCGCCCGGUCUGGGACCGCCACACUCAGCCUGGCGCAGGCCCCGUAUCCAUUCCUCUCACCGCUACCCGCCGCCCACGUGUCCGAGAACCACUCAACGACUCUGCGUCGACUUCACGCGAUACCUCCCGCCCAGAAACCGAAACAGAGGACGAUGGCGAGCCUGAGGCGGACGGAGACGUCGAUAUGGACGCCGACCGUGCGCGCGCAUCCGAUGGCUCGCCCGAACCCUCGACCCGCGUACGCCCUACAGCAGCCGUACAACCCUCUCCCCUCGUCCGCCGUGCAGUCGGAAUAGUCUCGGACGACCAGGGCGCGUCGCUCGAACUUGCUUCCGACGCCCACAUCAUUAUAUCCCAGGAUCCCGAUCUCAACGCGGAGGGUGUUGGCGUUCAAGAUGGACUUGUAAGUCUGGAGGCGAACGACGACUUUGCUAUGGGCGCACCACCUGGUGCUCCGGGUGCAAUCGAUGCCCCGCGUGCCAUCCGCCCUCCCGAUGUACCCCCCACCGUCCGCCGCGUGCGCGGCGGACCCGCAGCAUCCGACGCAACGCCCCGCGCGGGUGCAGCUACUCUCCCAGGCGAACAAACAGAGCGCGAAGACUCGCCCGGCCUCGUCGGCCCGGGCGCCCCGCUACAGCGUCCUGCGCCUCUACCCAUGACGAACAUCGACCGCCCAACCUUCGCGCCUAACGACCCUACAAUCCAGCCUCAACCGCAACCGCGCCGACACCACCACCACCACCAUCACGAGCACGAGGGGCCCUACCGCGACGAGGACGUGUUGCUGAGUUUGCAGCUGCUCGCGUAUUUGAGCAAGUACCCGCAUGUGAGGCAGGCGUUUUAUCAGCAGCGGACGAGCUUUCAUCCGGCGGCUGAGGCGGCGGCGCAGGCUGUUAAGUCGAGGGUGCAGGCGCAGGCGGGGAGCAGUAGCGCGAGCAGCACUGCCGCGCAGCCCGGCUCAUCGUCAGGAUCAUCCUCAACGAACUUCUUCAAAUCGCUCACCGCGCGCGGGAAGGAGAAGGAGCCCGUCGUCGUCGUACCGGAGGAUAAAGCGCAGGAGGGCGCGGGGGCGAGGAGAAUGACGAACGUGUUUUCGCUCGUGGAGAGGUUCACGUUCAGGGUGAACUUGACGGAGAGCGAGAUGCCGAAUCCGCCGCCGGCGAUGCCGCAGGAGAUUCAGUAUUGGGCGGGCGUGAUUAUGCGGAAUGCGUGUAGGAAGGACGACAGUCGGGGUGGGAUUAGGCAGUGCGCUAAUAUGCUGUGCGGUCGCUGGGAGCAAUACCCUCGGGAAUUCGCCAAAUGUCGUCGCUGUCGGAAGGCGAAAUACUGCGGGAAGGAGUGCCAAUCCACGGCUUGGUCGGAGGGUCACCGGUUCUGGUGUUCGGCGAAGGACGGCGACGACGAAACGCACGAGCAUGUUGCAGACAGCGCGUCUGCUCCUGCUCGUGCUCGUGUACGCGCGACGGCGGCGGCUGCACAGGGUGAUGCGCUCGUCGCGCGCACAGUUGCUGGUGCCGUAGGCGAGACUCCGCGACGUCGCGCGGAUACAAUGCCUGCGGGAAUCAUGGCGGGUGUAACGCCGCCGCCCGUAGCACGUCCACCGGGUCCUGCGCCCGACGCUCAGCAGCGCGAGCGCGAUCAGGGCUUUGUCGUACCCGUCCGCGAGGCGGAUGGCACCGUUGUUGGACCGCCGGGGGCAGCAGGGUCGGUGCUCAUGGACAUUGAUUGA